Sphenostylis stenocarpa is the source of this 1218-nucleotide messenger RNA. The record is from the annotation of a GenBank genome assembly. NCBI's taxonomy places the organism in Eukaryota, Viridiplantae, Streptophyta, Magnoliopsida, Fabales, Fabaceae.
AUGUCUUGGGCCUGCAAAAAAUGCACUUUUGUGAACCCUCCUUCCCAAAAAUGGGAGUGCCAAAUCUGCUUGUCCUCCUCGUCCCCAACGGGUCCUUCGUCUUCGUCGCCCCCAAAAUGGUCGUGCAAGGGCUGCACUUUCUUAAACCCUUACAACAACCCUUCUUGCGAGGUCUGUGACACUCGAUGCCCCGUCCUCUCCCUUUCCAAUCUCAACGACCUGAAUGAUGCCACUGACCACGAUUCUUCCGUUGGCUCUGUUUUCUUCCCUCUUCGACACUGUAGUAAGAAACGGACCACCGAUGAAGUUCAUAUUGUUGACGAUGAUGAUUCUUCAAGGAAGGUUAAGCCGUUUAAUAAGGCUAUUCGUAUCACCGAGAAUGUCGACGCCAGAGAAACUUUUAGUUCGUUUAAGAUUCUGAGUUACAAUGUUUGGUUCCGGGAAGAUUUGGAGUUGCACAAGAGGAUGAAUGCUAUUGGUGAUCUUGUUCAGUUGCAUUCCCCUGAUUUUGUCUGCUUCCAGGAGGUUACUCCCAAUAUAUAUGACAUAUUCAAGCAAUCCACUUGGUGGAGUGGGUAUCAUUGCUCGGUUUCUUCUGAGAUUGCUUAUUCAAGACCCUACUUUUGUAUGUUGCUAAGCAAACAGCCUGUUAAAUCUUUCAGCAAUAAGCCCUUCAGCAAUUCUGUUAUGGGAAGAGAACUUUGCAUUGCCGAGGUUGAAGCUGCAAGUGGCAAGUCAUUGGUUAUUGCCACUAGCCAUCUUGAGAGUCCCUGUCCAGCCCCUCCCAAAUGGGAUCAGAUGUUCAGCAAGGAAAGAGUAGUGCAGGCCAAUGAGGCUGUAAACCUUCUCAAGAAACAGCCAAAUGUUGUUUUUGGAGGUGAUAUGAACUGGGAUGACAAACAUGAUGGCCAGUAUCCUUUGCAAGAUGGAUGGGUUGAUGCCUGGUCUCAGCUAAGGCCAAAUGAAAGUGGUUGGACUUAUGACACCAAGGCGAACAAGAUGUUGACAGGCAACCGUACUCUCCAAAAGCGACUAGAUCGCUUCAUUUGUCAUUUAACUGAUUUUAAGAUAACUAGUGUUGACAUGAUUGGGAUGGAAGUGAUACCUGGUGUUUCAUACAACAAAGAAAAGAAAGUAAGAAAUGAGAUCAAACAACUGGAACUCCCAGUUUUGCCUAGUGAUCAUUUUGGCUUGCUUUUGACAAUUUCUAUUAAGUAA